This is a messenger RNA of Geosmithia morbida, 612 nucleotides long. Its product is annotated as Ras-related protein Rab-8A. Gene Ontology annotation, cellular component: endosome; plasma membrane. The record is from RefSeq and is a predicted model, not a curated record. Gene Ontology annotation, molecular function: GTPase activity; GTP binding. Bases 1 to 612 code for a protein of 203 amino acids. Gene Ontology annotation, biological process: protein localization to plasma membrane; protein secretion; regulation of exocytosis. The transcript is spliced from 3 exons. Lineage: Eukaryota; Fungi; Ascomycota; Sordariomycetes; Hypocreales; Bionectriaceae.
AUGUCGAGCAAUCGCAACUAUGAUUUUCUGAUCAAGCUACUCCUCAUUGGCGACUCGGGCGUCGGCAAGUCAUGCUGUCUGCUACGGUUCAGCGAGGACUCGUUCACGCCAUCCUUCAUCACCACCAUCGGCAUCGACUUCAAGAUCAGGACUAUUGAGCUCGACGGGAAGCGCGUCAAGCUGCAGAUAUGGGACACGGCUGGCCAAGAGCGCUUCCGCACCAUCACCACCGCCUACUACCGUGGUGCUAUGGGUAUAUUGCUAGUGUAUGACGUUACCGACGAGAGGUCUUUCAACAACAUCCGCACGUGGUUCGCCAACGUCGAGCAGCACGCCACCGAGGGCGUCAACAAGAUCCUCAUCGGAAACAAGUGCGACUGGGAGGACAAGCGCGUCGUCAGCACCGAGCAGGGUCAGGCCCUGGCCGACGAACUGGGCAUCCCCUUCCUCGAGGUCUCAGCCAAGAGCAACAUCAACAUCGACAAGGCAUUCUACAGCCUGGCCGCCGACAUCAAGAAGCGCCUCGUCGACUCUUCCAAGAAUGAACCCGUCUCGGGAUCCGGCGUCAAUGUCGGAGACAAGUCGAGCGGAGCAGGCGGCAAGUGCUGCUAA